Messenger RNA from Abrus precatorius (Indian licorice), 1985 nucleotides. RefSeq names its product probable serine protease EDA2. Gene Ontology annotation, cellular component: vacuole. The record is from RefSeq and is a predicted model, not a curated record. Lineage: Eukaryota; Viridiplantae; Streptophyta; Magnoliopsida; Fabales; Fabaceae. The coding region runs from base 177 to 1643 and encodes 488 amino acids. Gene Ontology annotation, biological process: proteolysis. Gene Ontology annotation, molecular function: dipeptidyl-peptidase activity; serine-type exopeptidase activity. The transcript has 12 exons.
AUACAUUUUAAAAAAUGAUCGUUACUUACAUUUAAGAAAAACCUUAAGCAUCCUGCACUUUAAAUGCUCUUAAUGCAUAAAUUGCGAUUUAGGUCGAAGAUUAUUUUUAUUCAAUUCGAAGGCUGGCAAGAAAAACUUGGACGGUGUGGAAAGGAGACAACGUGUCCAAAACGACGAUGAGACAGGAAUGGGUGUUGACGAUGAUGUCGUGUUUGUUGGUGUUUCCGUUACUGUUGUUUCCGACGGUGGCUGGGGCACCUCACGCGCUGCCAAGUCGUUUGGCUGUAACUGAGAGCGCCAAGUAUCUAACCGAUCAAGAGCUGUGGUUCUCACAGACGCUCGACCACUAUUCUCCCUACGAUCACCGCAAAUUCCAGCAACGUUACUAUGAGUUCCUUGACAAUUUCCGGAUUCCAGAUGGACCAAUUUUUUUGGUAAUCUGUGGUGAAUAUUCAUGCAAUGGGAUAAAAAAUGACUAUAUCAGUGUUCUGGCAAAGAAAUUUGGAGCAGCUGUGGUUUCUCUUGAGCAUCGCUAUUAUGGAAAGAGUUCUCCAUUUAAAUCUCUGACAACAAAUAAUUUGAGAUAUCUUUCAUCCAAGCAGGCGCUCUUUGAUUUGGCUGUUUUCCGCCAGAAAUAUCAGGAUUCCUUAAAUACAAAGCUUAAUAGAACGAACAGUGAAAAUCCCUGGUUUGCUUUCGGUGUCUCAUAUCCUGGGGCUCUCAGUGCGUGGUUCCGUCUCAAGUUUCCUCAUUUAACAUGUGGAAGUCUUGCAAGUUCUGCAGUUGUUCUUGCUGUUUACAACUUCACAGACUUUGAUAAGCAGAUUGGUGAGUCAGCCGGUGCUGAAUGUAAAGCUGCAUUACAAGAAACCACUCAACUUAUUGAACAAAAACUGGAAAUUAACAGAAAGGCACUGAAGGCUUCUUUUAAUGCAGCUGAUCUUGAAAUUGAUGGUGACUUCUUGUACUUUUUGGCUGAUGCUGCUGUUACAGCUUUUCAAUAUGGAAAUCCAGAUAUAUUAUGCAAGCCUCUUGUUGAAGCAAAGAAGGCUGGAGAGGAUUUGGUGGGUGCUUAUGCCAAGUAUGUCAAAGAGUAUUACCUUGGAACCUAUGGUGUUAAUGUACAAACAUAUAACCAAAAGUACUUGAAAAACACUGAAGUCAGUGAAAACAGUUCUGAUAGACUAUGGUGGUUUCAAGUUUGCACUGAAGUUGCAUACUUUCAGGUGGCUCCCUCAAAUGAUAGUGUGCGCUCAUCAAAAGUUGACACAAGAUACCAUUUGGACCUUUGCAAAAACGUUUUUGGAGAAGGUAUCUUUCCUGACGUGGAUGCAACUAAUAUAUAUUAUGGAGGCACAAAAAUUGCUGGUUCCAAAAUAAUAUUUACAAAUGGCUCACAAGAUCCUUGGCGUCAUGCAUCAAAACAAAUUUCAUCCCCUGAUAUGCCUUCAUACACUAUCACAUGUUACAAUUGUGGCCAUGGAACUGACAUGCGAGGAUGUCCUCAAGAUCCCUUUAACCUUGAAGGUGAUGAGAGGAACUGCACAUCCCCUGAUGCAGUUCACAAAGUUAGGCAAAAGAUCAUAGAGAAUAUGAACUUGUGGCUAUCUCAGUGCCAUGACCCCGGCAGGAAUUGUAUAUAAUUAUUUAUUUGUAUAUGAGUUGCAUGAUGUACAACAACAUACCCGAUUUCUAGUAGGUACAGAUAACUCGAAAAAGUAUAUAGUUUUGAGUCAUCUUUGUGCAAACUGACAAAAAGCAAGGCAAAACAGUUGUUUACAUAGAAUGGCAUUUCAUGCAAUAUAAAUAUUCUACCUAGUUAUAGCAUGUCUGGCAUUGCCAGAUAACGUUGUAGCAGUAAUCGUUUGUAACAUUUGAGUGUCACUAGCCUAAAUAUGUAUCCCCCGCAGUCAACUUUCCAUAUAGUCAUAAAUCUUUACCCUUCAUUUUAUUUUUAAAAUUUGACGAAAUUAAUAAAAUGUAAG